Messenger RNA from Eremomyces bilateralis CBS 781.70, 4199 nucleotides. RefSeq lists its product as uncharacterized. The record is from RefSeq and is a predicted model, not a curated record. The coding region runs from base 216 to 3944 and encodes 1242 amino acids. Gene Ontology annotation, molecular function: protein binding. Lineage: Eukaryota; Fungi; Ascomycota; Dothideomycetes; Eremomycetales; Eremomycetaceae. The transcript is spliced from 3 exons.
CUCCAGGAAUAAAGACUCGCUCAUUGUCCGACUGCUAUUUGCGCAUACACUUACGUUUGUCAUUCAUCUCUGCGAUAUUCGUUUGGACUACAUCGUUUGGAAACAUCGAACUGGCGUCCUCAUCUGUCUGUUUACACUUAACGCUGGAAUCGUGCGCCAUGCAAUGAGUCCAGCAUUACCGAUCAUUCAAACAAGAAUUAGAGCAAAAGCCUGUUAUGAUGGCUCUCACCGCUCCGCCUCUCCCUAUGCGGUUCCCAUGUUGGUGUAGAGCCGUCUAUUCAUAUGGAGGAGAGACCAAACGUGACCUUGGCUUCAUCGAAGGCGACUUAAUAGAAUGCCUCAAUGCUGGCGACGGGUCCUGGUGGAUGGGACGCUUACGUCGCGACAAACGAAUGGUCGGCCUCUUCCCCUCGAACUUCGUCGAGGUCCUCGACGAGUCCUUCGCACCAAGUCCAAUACCAUCGCGAGAUAGCGGAGGAAGCAUCUCGCGAGCAAACAGUCCGAAUCCGAGCAACCCCCAAUCUACGCCACAGAAGUCGAAGAGUAUGUUUCGGAAACCGUUCCAGGCGUAUGCGGCGGCGGGGUCACCGAAUCCAGAGGCCGCGGCACGGCAGACAAUGACACCGCCAGGGAGCUUGAGAUCGUCGCAUAAACCGUUUUCGUCGAUGAAGCGAGCGCAACCGCCUGGUGGGAGUCGAGCAACGUCACCGGCGCCGCCUACACCGUCGCUUAAUGGCCCAUCGCGGCUGGGCGCAGUAUCUCCUGCUCCAAGCAGGUUUCAGUCACGGGCUGCGUCGCCUAACCCUGCUUAUCAACCACAUUUUCGAGCGGCCUCUCCUGCGCCUCCCUCAUUUGCGCCAACAUAUUCUCGUGUGGCCUCUCCCAAUCCUCACUCAUUCGCUCAGACACAUUCCCGUGCAGCCUCUCCCAACCCUCACUCAUAUGCCCGAACUCAUUCUCGUGCAGCCUCUCCUAACCCACACGCAUUUGCUCGACCGCAUUCUCGUGGACCUUCUCCUCAACAUUACUCAUUUGCUCGACCGCAUUCUCGCGCAGCUUCUCCUCAACCUUACCACAUUGAUGAACCUCCACCUCCUCCGCCACCUCAUCGAGUCGCUUACAAUCCGAGCCGUGCUCCUUCUCCAAGACCAUUGUACACCAAUGGAUCACAUACUCCUGAGAUGUCAGGCUCACCGAGCAGAGACGGCUUCACACCUUCACCUCUCACAAGCGCCAUGAAUGAUGUCAUGUCCUCCCUCCACAAUCUUGGUCGUCGGCAAAGCGACGUUGAUACACCAAACGAGCCUCCCACACCACCAAAUAUCUGGUCUCCAGAGUCGUUCAAUGUCAUCUCACAGCAACAGACAAAUAAGAUACGUGCUCAGACAUCCUUAGGAGUGUCCCUGCACGACACCAGCGCCUAUGACGACGAAGGCUAUGACGUGGACGAUGAAAAGAACUACAAUGCCGCUCCCAACGUCGGCAACUAUGUUCAGCGUAUGGAAGCGCGCCUCCGGAAACUCCACGAAGAAGAAGACCGCAAGCGUGAAGCGGCAUCGCUCAACCCAUCCUUCGCUCCCGAAGUCCCUCCCAAAUCUCCGCGACCUGGCACUUCACACGGUUCACACGACGACUCACUCUCACGAAAGAGCUCCCGACGCUCCUUGCGCACCCGCAAAUCGGCUUACGAACUCGGACACAAGAUUGGUCGCACAUUGACGCUGAAAUCCACUGCCACCAACUCCACAUCGAACAGCGCCAACACGAACGCAAGCAACAGCACCCAUGCCACCAGCCAGAGUCUCAUGAGUGGCUACUCCGCCACGGGAAUGAGCGCCACCAGUGCCGGUAGCCUCGCACGACGACGCUGGCCCCUCGGAAUCAGCCGCAGCAGACCAGGAAGCAGCGCGAGCCACCGCGACGCGCACACAAGCUUAGGGUUCAGCCAGUCGAGGCCACAGACACCAGUAACGGGAGUAACUUACCACUCCAGCCACAAUUCCAGUCAACAAGAAUGGAAUGGGACAGAAGGGAGCAGCGUCCUCGGCGGAUUAACUGCGCCGAAGGCCAAGAAGUCCGGGUUCCUGAAGAAGAUGCUCGAGUCUAGCAAGACGGUCGCUGCGUCGGCCAGGAGCACGAUCUCGUCCGCGCAGAGCAUGAGCCGGCCUGGCUCGCGGCAGCAGAAGGUGUCAGCGAUCCCGAAUGGGAUCACGGCAAUUGCGGGAGGGACGGCGGCGACGCCGUCGAGGCCGACAUCGAGCGCCGCGAGGGAUAUGGGGCUGGGGAAUAUGGUGGAUUGGAUGCAAGUGCGGCGAGAUGUGAACCGGUCGAAUUCACUAAGCAAUAACGAGAGGGUGGAGAGGGCGGAACGAUGCCAAAUGUUAGAUCUCGCGGUCAUCUCGCCAGUGGAAACGCUGCUCCACUCGGUGGAAGGAGAUGAAGGACUCGAUGGGCUACCAAUCCAAGAGCCAACCGACUUCGCGAGCUGCAACCUCAGCCUCGUUGACAAGACCGCACGGUUUGUCGCCAACCUACCCCCCAUGACCAACGCCGCAAGCUUGGUCCAAGGCUACAUCUGCCGCCCCUACCGCUCCGACGUGCAGCGCCUCCGCGCCAUCUUCACCUGGGUGGCCGAGCGCAUCGCCUGGGAAGAGGACUUCGACGGCGAGAUCGACACGCGCCGCGUCAUCCAAAGCAAGCGCGGUUGCACCGAGGAAAUUGCGGUCCUCGUCAUGGAAAUGUGCGGUGCCGUCGGCAUCCACGCGGAGGUGGUCCGCGGGUUCCUCAAGGCGCCGGGCGGGGAGCUCGAUAUCGAUAUGGUGGCGCGGCCGAAUCAUUGGUGGAACGCGGUGAUUGUCGAUGGGGAGUGGCGGCUGUUGGAUUGCGCGCUGGCGAGCCCAACGAAUCCGCGGAGAAGUCAGUACUCGAGCGCCGGAUCGCAGGUGGCAGAGACGUGGUGGUUUUUGACGCGGCCUUCGGAGCUGUGCUACACGCAUGUGCCGCUGCUCCCUGAGCAACAGCAUAUCUGCCCGCCGAUGCCGCAUGGUGUGCUCAUGGCACUGCCGUGCGCGUCGCCGACGUACUUCAAGCACAAGCUGCAUAUCACCGAGUUCGACACUAGCCAGCUGCACCUAGAGAAUCUGGAGAUGGCACAUAUUCAUCUCGAGGUGCCCGAGGAUGUGGAGUGCGUAGCAGAGAUUGAGGUGCGCGCAUUCGCGCAAGAUGUGGAUGGCGACUUUUUCGAGAGCGGAGAAGUACAUCGGAAGCCGGCUUUGGCGCAGGCGGACUGGGUGAAUGGGCAGAAGCGGUAUACAAUUAAGGCACUUUUACCAGGGGAUGAGGGACAAGGCGUACUGAAAGUCCAUGCCGGCAAGCGCGGGCUCAAGCACUCCAUAAAAUCCAACCCCCACUCCCUUGCCCUCGCCCUCCCCCUCCGCCAUACCGGCCAAAACCCCCCCUACGCCUUCCUCACCCGGCAUCCCACUCCCCACGCCCAACGCCACGACCUCUACGUUGUCCAACCUCAAUGCCACCGCCUCGCCUGCAACAACACCUUCGUCUUCUCCGUCCGCCAACACCCCUCCACCCUCCUCGCCUCCCCCAACCCGAACGUUGCCCCCUCCCGCGCCCCCUCGCCCAACCCCUUCGCCCGCCCCGCCUCCGCUAUGAGCAUGGCCAGCGUCUCCGCCGCCGGCAGCCAGUUCAGCCAUCCGAGCACGUCGAGCGGCGGCGGUGGGGAGCGGAAGCCGGCGAAGUUGGCGGUGCAGAGUCCCGCGGGGAAAAUCAUUCGAUUGACGAGACGGAGCGAGAUGGGGGAUGGGCAGUCGGCGGGGGGGACGUGGGAGACGGUGGUGAAGAUUGGGGAGUUGGGGACGUGGAGGGGGUUGGUGUUGGCGGAUCGGAGUGCGAGGUGGUGCGUGUUUGCGGAGUGGGAGUGUGUUUGAGGGUAAGGGGAGAAACUCAUUGGACGUCUUGCGAUUUUCAGCCGGGGGAGUUCUUGGUAAUGGAUGGGGGAGUUAUGCGCUUUGAGAAUGUUGGUUUGGUCUAUGGUCUGUCUGGAGCAUUUGGUGCGGUCAUGGCAUUCAGGGGCUGAUGGCAUCCAGAAAGUUAUCCAUCUUUUUCGGUUACGGAAUGGCCGGUAGAGGCUGGAUUAAAUUUCAGAUAGCAAUCGUAUGUGCCAAUUCAUAAUGGCGUUCGAC